Messenger RNA from Synchiropus splendidus (mandarinfish), 999 nucleotides. It is a transcript of the gene dpt, whose product is annotated as dermatopontin. Gene Ontology annotation, molecular function: extracellular matrix structural constituent. Gene Ontology annotation, cellular component: extracellular matrix. The transcript has 4 exons. Gene Ontology annotation, biological process: collagen fibril organization. The record is from RefSeq and is a predicted model, not a curated record. Bases 78 to 653 code for a protein of 191 amino acids. NCBI's taxonomy places the organism in Eukaryota, Metazoa, Chordata, Actinopteri, Syngnathiformes, Callionymidae.
UGGUCAGCAAAACAUUUGGAGAGGUUAAAACUCAGGCAGAUGUGAGCGAGUACAUCAGAGAGGCUUAGCUGUUCAACAUGAGUCCAGCUCUGGUUCUGUUGGCCCUGACUUUGUUUGCCACUGUGGCAGCUCAGUCCCAUGACCACCAGGACAUGGGCUGGGUCAAUGGCUACCGUCAAAGCUUUAACUUUCAGUGUCCCCAUGGCGAAGUCCUGGUGGCUCUGAGGAGCUACUACAGUGAACAGGAUGGAUCGGAUCGGCUCUGGUCAUUUGAGUGCCAGCCUACGCCUGAGGGUCUCGGGGAGCCAAGUGACUGUUGGUGGGACGACAUCAGCCGAGCGGGGAUGGAGUGGACGUCCACGUGCACCCGAAAUGGCCUGGUUGCUGGGAUACAAAGCAAGUACUUUGAAACGCUCCUGGACCGCGAAUGGCAGUUCUACUGUUGCUACUACAAGCGCCGCUGCCCAUACUCCUGCAUGAAGACUUCAGACAUCCCAGAACACCACAGAGAAGAGGCGGAGCUGGUCGUUCCCAGUUAUGGCUACUUCAUCCGGGGGGCUCAGACAACAUUCAGUGGAGUCCUGAGGGAUCGGCAGUGGAAGUACAUCUUGUGCAGAAUGACCGACUUUGAUUGUGAAUUUGAGAAUUUAUAAAUAUGUGAAAAACUCAAGCAGAAAUCCAGUUGUCUAAUCAGAAUUCAGCGAAUAUAACCAAGUGUACUGUCAUGUAUAAAAUAAACCGAUUCACAAGAAGAAAUGAGGUUUUGUCAGCCUCUAUGCAGCAUGGUUGAAAUGUGAGGGCAACAGAAACGGAAUGGAAAUAUAAAUUGGUUAAAGAUGGAGCUGGAGGUCUUUCAGCACGAGGUGAUUUUCCAAACAAACACAUUUGCAUUGGUGGAAAACGUUACAUCAGCUUUUCUGUGGGAAAUUGCACUCGCAAGAUUUUCACUGGGAUGUUGCUCAUAAAUUCUUAGUUUGCAUUUAAAUGGGCUCGACAAGC